This is a messenger RNA of Hibiscus syriacus, 2746 nucleotides long. RefSeq names its product splicing factor 1-like. Gene Ontology annotation, molecular function: mRNA binding. NCBI's taxonomy places the organism in Eukaryota, Viridiplantae, Streptophyta, Magnoliopsida, Malvales, Malvaceae. The transcript has 10 exons. The record is from RefSeq and is a predicted model, not a curated record. Bases 167 to 2668 code for a protein of 833 amino acids. Gene Ontology annotation, biological process: regulation of mRNA splicing, via spliceosome. Gene Ontology annotation, cellular component: nucleus.
ACCGACUACCUUCGCUCAAUCGUUGGGUUAACAAAUUUCACAACGUUUUUUCAGUUUUUAUUCCUGCUCGACACCUCGCUUAUCUCGCUGCGCUCAGUUCAGCUUCCCAUCGGUUCGAGCUCUGCUCUUCUGUGGAUAAACCCUAGGGGCAGUAGGAAAUUGUUGAAUGUACAGGAUGACUACAGAGGUUGACGAGACUCCUGCUGUUGGCCCUCAUGUUGCCAACAUGUCUGCAACAACUACUUCAUCCACAGCAUCAACUUCAGGCCCAAAGGUCUCAAGGUUUGCUGCAAAGACAGGCUUUGUUAUACCUAAAAAUAAAUUGUCAGGUUCGUUGGUUCCUAUCUUCCGAGGAGGUAAGAAACCCGGAGGAGAUUCUACUGCCAAUGAAGAUAAUAUUGAUCAGAUUCAGAGAAAAACAAAAUGGAGCCCUGAUCUGACACAGGAUGCUGCUGUCCGAAGGGGUAGAGCUUUAGCUUAUCAGACUCGGGUUGAUCAGAUUACACAGCAGCUGAAGUCAGGAAAUCUGGAUGUUGGGGAUACAGAAGAUUCGCCAGUAGGUGCUAAGAAUAUGGUUAAAAGCACUUCUGAUACACAACUUGAAAGUGAGAAAGUAGAACUUUUGGAGAUCGAAAGACUGGAAGCUAUUGGUGAAAUACUUAAAUUGAAUCCAAGUUACAAAACACCAGCAGAUUAUAAACCUUUAUUGAAGGCGGCAACAGUUCCCAUUCCUGUGAAAGAAUACCCUGGAUGCAAUUUUGUUGCUCUAAUCUUUGGUCCCGGAAGUGAUACUAAGAAGCGACUAGAAAAGGACACCGGAGCUACAGUACAAGUUUACGCCAUUAAAGCAAAUACUGGAGAGAAGGUUGAAAUUUCUACUCCUGAUGGUAGUGAACCCCAGGAUGCUUAUGAAGAGUUGUUUGUUCGUCUAUCAGCUGACACCUUUGAGAAAGUUGAUGGAGCAGUGGCACUGAUCGAGUUGCUAACUAGUUCAAUAUCAGGAAAUUUAGGCACUGGUUCGGUGCCUGCAAUAUCUGGGAAUGAUGCUAAUGCUCUUAGUCGAACACUUGGCACAGCUGUAUCAUGUGCGACUGAUUCUGCUUUAAAUCAGCAAGUGCCGCAACUUACACUAGCAUCUCCACAAGGUCAGUUUCAAUACCACAAUUCAUGGUUCCCUACCAGGCUUGUGCCGCUGAAUCUUUCAGCACCAAUUCUCAACAGUUCCAUACAUACGCAGCACUCACCUUCAAACCCAUCUUCAUUCUUUGGCCCACAAUCAGCUCCUGCAGCUGGAUUCAACUCAAUUAUUCAAGACUCAUCCCUUGUUUCAUCCAGUCCACAGCUUCCAAGACAAGUAAUACCACAGCCAUAUAUGCCUCCAUUGCAGCCUUUGGGUCAUACUGGUCCACUUCAAAAUUUUCUUGUCCCAAACCCAAAUCUUCCAUCUGCUCAACCUAGCAAUUUAUCUUCACUAUCACUUAGAGGAAGCCAGCCCCAGGAUCUCAGGCCACUCCCUGGCACAAGACCAUCGAUGCCUGCAGGAAGCUUUUCUGGCUGGUCAAGCACAUCUGCAUCCCUAGGUCUUAGCAAUGUAGCGCAACUGGCUCCACCUGCAGUUUUUUCCCAGGUGCCUCAUCCUGUAGUUCCACGACCAGUUGCAUCGGAUUCUUCUGCCCAUCCGAACAUGUUAUCAACUUUUUCGCCGGGUCAGUUUGGUCCUCGAUUAACCAGUGCGCCUGUUAACCAUCCUUCCUUGCCUUUUCCUCCUGGUCCUCCACUAGGGUCUUCUCCUGCAUUAUCAUCUGCUUUACGUCCAACAGCAGUGUCAGUACCACCACCACUGAAUCCAUCUCUAAAUCCAGCAAUGUUAUCGAGACCAAUCAUCUCGCAAGCGCCACCCAUGUUAUUAUCGCCAUCUAUUCCAAGAGGAGCUUCUGGUUCUAUUCCUGGAAACAUGCCAAAUUUUGCUCCCAUAAAUCAACCUGCACCAAUACAUGCAAGAUCACAACAUACAAAUUCCAGGGAUUUCACUUUCCAACCUCACCAUACACAGGGCCCAACCUAUCCAAUGGUUCCAAGACCCGGCAGUCAAGCUGCAAAUCCGCAUGGUUUAGCCCCUCAAUCAGCGGUUCAACAACAAGCACCAUCUUUCCAGUUUGGUGUGCCCAAUUCUACUCCCCAACAACCGGUAAUGCAAGUGUUCCCUAGGCCACACAGUGGCAACCAGAUGGGUUUGCCACAAAAUCAGCCAAUGGCCAUGUCUGCUCCACCCAGACCUCCAGCAUUCCCAGGCACCGGUCCCGUCACCAAUGCUGCUCCUGUUCCACGCAUGGGAUUGAGAAACUUUGUUCCACCUACCCAAACACCCAAUGUGGCUGGUCCCUUUCCUCCCAGGCCUGGACAUUCUUUGCAACAUCAACAGCACUACCCAGCUUUGCCACCUAGGCCGGGAAGUUUCGUACCUCCAAACCCCCGAUUGUCCCGUGCUGGUUUCCCGCUGCCCACCAGGCCUACAUCAGGCCAUUCUGCCGGACAGCAAGUUUAUGAUCCAUUCUCUCCCACAUCUGUUCCUGGGGCACCUCAACACCAGGGAGGUGGUAAAGAAAAUGCAAGAAAACAGGAAAAUGACCCCGAGUAUGAAGACUUGAUGGCUUCAGUAGAGGAGUAAAGUAGUAAUCAUUUUGGUUGAUUUGUUUCUGACAACCAUAUUUGAUACUAAAUGUCAAAGGUUUAGACUGUUUGAAGA